ACGGCCAGUCUUUAGCGGCUCGCCGCGUCGAACUGUUGUGGACUACUUAAUUUUUGAGUUUUUUUUUUUUUUUUUUUGUUGUUGUUAAAUAAUUAUUAACAUGUUAAUCAAAAAGCCGCGUUAAUGUACAAAAUAAAAAAAUAAAUUAAAAGUGUAAUUAUCGAUUUUAGUUUAAUCGAUGACUUUCAUCGUGGGAAAGUAAUUCCGGAUCAAAGGGAUAAGUGAUAGUUAGCUGUCAAGAUGGGGGCGAUGUUUAGGAGCGAAGAUAUGGCCCUCUGUCAGCUGUUCAUACAGCCAGAGGCUGCCUACCUUUCGGUCUCCGAACUCGGUGAAACUGGAACAGUUCAGUUUCGUGAUCUUAAUGGCGAUGUAAACUACUUUCAAAGAAAAUUUGUAAAUGAAGUACGUCGCUGUGAUGAGAUGGAGCGCAAACUUCGUUACAUUGAAGCCGAAGUGAAAAAGGAUGGAGUAUCCAUCGCAGAUAAUCUUACUGAAUUGCCACGCGCUCCAAAUCCCCGGGAGAUUAUAGAUCUUGAGGCACACCUAGAAAAGACGGAGAACGAGAUACUUGAGCUGAGCCACAAUGCGGUGAAUCUGAAGAGUAACUACCUCGAGCUUACGGAGUUGCGUCACGUUCUCGAGAAAACGCAGGUUUUUUUCACGGAGAAUCAAGGUUCGCUUCUUCUUCUGUAUCAACAGGAAGAGGCCAACGACUCAAUCACCCGGGCACUGAUAAAUGAGGAGGCGCAGAAUCAGAGCGCUACGGGUCGCGGACGACUCGAAUUCGUUGCUGGCGUGAUCAAUCGUGAGCGAGUUCCAGCCUUCGAGCGGAUGCUGUGGCGGAUAUCCAGGGGAAACGUUUUUCUACGGCAGGCAGAACUUGAAAAACCAUUGGAAGAUCCAAGCACAGGUAAUGAAAUUUACAAAACGGCAUUCGUAGCCUUUUUUCAAGGAGAACAACUAAAGAGUCGCAUUAAGAAAGUAUGCACUGGAUUUCAUGCGUCUCUUUAUCCCUGUCCAAAUACAAAUUCAGAGCGAUUGGAAAUGGUCAAGGGUGUUCGUACACGUUUAGAGGAUUUAAAUUUGGUUCUAAACCAAACUCAGGAUCAUAGACAACGUGUUCUUCACAAUGUAGCUAAAGAAUUACCAAAUUGGAGUAUAAUGGUUCGUAAAAUGAAAGCUAUUUAUCAUACAAUGAAUUUGUUUAACAUGGAUGUUUCAAAAAAGUGCCUCAUUGGAGAAUGUUGGGUCCCUGUUGCGGAUCUAGCAAUUGUUCAAAAUUGUUUAACGGAAGGGUCGCGUCUCUGUGGAAAUUCAAUACCAUCUUUCUUGAAUGUCAUUCACACGGAUGAAGAUCCGCCAACAUUUAAUAGAACUAACAAAUUUACCAGAGGAUUCCAAAAUUUAAUUGAUGCCUAUGGAGUAGCUUCCUAUCGUGAAGCAAAUCCUGCUCUGUAUACUAUAAUUACUUUUCCGUUCCUUUUUAGUAUUAUGUUCGGUGAUGCAGGUCAUGGUUUGCUAAUGACAUUGUUUGGACUCUACAUGGUUGUAUGGGAGAAGAAAUUAUCAGCAAAAAAGACAAACAAUGAAAUUUGGAACAUUUUCUUUGGAGGCCGCUACAUUAUACUUUUAAUGGGUUUGUUUUCCAUCUACACUGGUAUUGUCUACAAUGAUCUGUUCUCAAAAUCAGUUAACAUAUUUGGAUCUAGCUGGAAAUCAUCUUACAAUUAUACAACGUUAAAAGAUAAUCACUAUUUGCAAUUGAAUCCAAAUACAGAAGGUUACAGUCAAUAUCCAUAUCCAAUUGGAGUCGAUCCAGUAUGGAUGGUUGCUGAAAAUAAAAUUAUCUUCCUUAAUUCUUAUAAGAUGAAGCUAUCGAUUAUCUUUGGGGUUGUUCAUAUGAUUUUUGGAGUCUGUAUGAGUGUUGUUAAUAUUAUACACUUUAAGAAAUAUGCGAGUCUCUUUCUUGAAUUCUUACCUCAACUUCUUUUCUUGAUACUUUUAUUCUUCUACAUGGUGUCACUGAUGUUUUUGAAAUGGAUUCUUUACUCGGCUACAAAUGACAGUUUAAAAUAUAAACCCGGCUGUGCACCUUCUGUAUUAAUUACAUUUAUAAAUAUGAUGCUCUUUGGAAGUUCGCCAGUUCAAGAAGGUUGUUCCGAGUUCAUGUUCGAAGGUCAAAAACCUCUUCAGUUGGUCUGUGUUUAUCUUGCAUUGAUUUGCAUUCCAGUGAUGUUGUUUGGAAAACCACUUUAUAUUAAAUUUUCCAAGAAACAACCAGGCCGGAUUAUGACAAAUGGCUCUGCAUCUCAAGAUAUUGAAUUACAACCGGAAGGUUAUGAAUUAACUCCAACAACUUCGGGUGGAAAUGGAACAGGAGGACACGGUCAUGAUGAUGGUGGUUUUGGUGAGCUGAUGAUCAAUCAAGGUAUUCAUACAAUAGAGUAUGUGUUGUCAACAAUUUCGCAUACGGCGUCAUAUUUACGUCUUUGGGCACUGUCACUGGCUCAUGCUCAAUUAUCGGAAGUUCUUUGGAAUAUGGUGAUGCAAAAAGGUCUUCGCGCCGAUGAAGGAGAUUACGUCAAAUCUGUAAUGUUAUUCAUUGCUUUUGGAGCCUGGUCCCUAUUUACCUUAGCCAUUUUGGUCAUGAUGGAAGGACUUUCUGCUUUUUUGCAUACACUUCGUCUUCAUUGGGUGGAAUUUAUGAGUAAAUUUUAUGAAGGUAAUGGCUAUCCUUUUCAACCUUUCUACUUUAAAACGAUCUUUGAUACAGAAGACGCUGAAGAAUAGAUAAUGAAAUUGUUUAAAAAACACAAAUUAUUGUUAAUUUUAAUAUUUAUCGAAAAUGAUGAACAUUACAGCACGAAUGUUGUUAGUGUGCGAGUGAAAGAGAGAGAGGGAGAGAGAGAAAGAGAGAGAGAGAGGGAGGGAGAGAAAGUAUAUAAUAUUCAGAUAAAUUCUCUCUGAAUCCUAUUUUACACUCUUUCAGGCGUAACCGUCCAAUUUAAGCGAAAAAAAUGUCUUACCACAAUGCGAUGAUUUGUAAAAUUUUUACUAAAUCAUAUUCAUAAAAUCACCAAAAUAUGUUUUUUAAGUUAUCAUUAAAAGUCAGUAAAAAAAAACCCCCCACCUAAUAAUUUUAAAUAAAGUGAGUCAGUUUGUAUAAUUUUUUUUUUUUUAAUUUGCAAUUACUCUUGUGUUUCGCCUGAUGGUUGCGAUAGAAAUGAAUGAUAUUUUUAUUAUCGAUUUUAAAUCAUCACUGUAACACUGAAAUAUUUCUAUUUUCAGUAUAAGUCAAAUUUUAAUGAAAUUUGUUCAGAUGAUAAAUUCCAAUUAAGUUUGAAUUUUGUGUUUUCUUUUUUUUUGUUAUAAUGAAUUUGUUGCUUUGUUAUCUAAUACAGAUAGAAAAAAUACUGUCACUUGUAAAUUUUGAUAUUUAUUAAAAUAUUAAAUCCACAAUUUUAUUAAUCUGUUACAUAUACAUAUUAUUAACGACGCAAUUUUUAAGUGUUACUAUAUAAAGUGUUUCAAGUUUCACACAAGAAAUUGUAUUCUUUACAACAAUGUUAUGAAACACUUUUGAAUAAUUCUAGAAAUAAUUAUAUGGACCAAGUUACGCUUUGAAAAUCCAUAAAGUUAAUAUAAUUAUAUAAAUAAAUUUUUGUUUGUUAAAAUAAAAUUGUAAACCCUCACAGCACGGGAUAUUUGAGGAUAUUCCUGGGACAUCCUAGGGAUAUCUAUUUGAUUCCGCUGGUUUGGAUAUCCCUAGGAUAUCCUAGGAUAUUAUCUGGAUAUCAUAGGGAUAUUCAAAUCGCGGGAAGGAAAUGGAUAUCCACAGGCUGUACCAGGGAUAUCAUUAAAUAUCCAAUGCUGUGAGGGUGAAGAAUCAAAAUGAUAUCCCUAGGAUAUCCUGAAUAUCCGGAUGCUGUUAGGAACUUGAACUAUUGAUUUUAAUUUUUUCAAAAAAAAAUUUCCUAACUCGAUCUAAAUUAUUAUUUCUAGAAUGAUUCUUUUAUAAAUAAAGUGCUGAAAAAAAUUUACACUAAUUGCAAAA
Messenger RNA from Leptopilina boulardi, 4054 nucleotides. It is a transcript of the gene Vha100-2, whose product is annotated as V-type proton ATPase 116 kDa subunit a1. The coding region runs from base 241 to 2790 and encodes 849 amino acids. Gene Ontology annotation, molecular function: ATPase binding; proton-transporting ATPase activity, rotational mechanism. The transcript is spliced from 14 exons. Gene Ontology annotation, biological process: proton transmembrane transport; vacuolar acidification. Lineage: Eukaryota; Metazoa; Arthropoda; Insecta; Hymenoptera; Figitidae. The record is from RefSeq and is a predicted model, not a curated record. Gene Ontology annotation, cellular component: plasma membrane; vacuolar proton-transporting V-type ATPase, V0 domain; vacuolar proton-transporting V-type ATPase complex.